AUGGAUGUGAGGUUCUACCCCGCGGCGGCCGGGGACCCCGCCGGCCUGGACUUCGCGCAGUGCCUGGGGUACUACAGCUACAGCAAGUUUGGAAAUAACAAUAACUACAUGAAUAUGGCUGAGGCAAACAACGCUUUCUUUGCAGCCAGCGAGCAGACAUUCCAUACACCAAGCCUUGGGGAUGAGGAGUUUGAAAUACCCCCCAUCACGCCGCCUCCAGAGUCGGAUCCCGCCCUGGGCAUGCCUGAUGUCCUUCUGCCUUUUCAAGGCCUCAGCGAUCCGUUGCCUUCCCAGGGAAGUGAAUUCACGCCCCAGUUUCCCCCUCAAAGCCUGGAUCUUCCUUCGAUAACAAUCUCAAGAAAUCUCGUGGAACAAGAUGGCGUGCUUCAUAGCAGUGGGUUGCAUAUGGAUCAGAGCCACACACAAGUUUCACAAUACCGCCAGGAUCCCUCUGUGAUCAUGAGGUCCAUCGUCCACAUGACGGAUGCUGCUCGCUCUGGGAUCAUGCCUCCUGCCCAGCUCACCACCAUCAACCAGUCUCAGCUCAGCGCCCAGUUGGGGUUGAAUUUGGGAGGUGCCAGUGUGCCCCACACGUCUCCUUCACCUCCUGCGAGCAAAUCUGCGACUCCCUCCCCUUCCAGCUCCAUCAACGAGGAGGAUGCUGACGAAUCCAACAGAGCCAUCGGAGAGAAAAGAGCUGCUCCGGAUUCUGGCAAGAAGCCCAAGACUCCAAAGAAAAAGAAAAAGAAAGAUCCCAAUGAGCCACAGAAGCCAGUGUCAGCAUAUGCCCUGUUUUUCAGAGACACACAGGCUGCAAUUAAAGGUCAGAACCCCAAUGCGACCUUUGGAGAGGUCUCAAAAAUCGUAGCAUCUAUGUGGGACAGCCUCGGGGAAGAACAAAAGCAGGUAUAUAAAAGGAAAACAGAAGCUGCCAAAAAAGAAUACCUGAAAGCCCUGGCUGCAUACAGGGCCAGCCUCGUUUCUAAGGCUGCCGCCGAAUCAGCAGAAGCCCAGACCAUUCGCUCUGUUCAGCAGACCCUGGCGUCCACCAACCUGACCUCCUCCCUCCUUCUCAACCCUCCGCUGUCUCAGCACGGAACCGUGUCCGCCUCCCCUCAGACUCUCCAGCCGUCGCUGCCUCGGUCGAUUGCUCCCAAACCCUUGACCAUGAGACUCCCCGUGAACCCGAUGGUCACGUCGGUCACCAUCGCCGCCAGCAUGCCGUCGAACCUUGGGGCUCCGCUGCUCAGCUCCAUGGUGGGCUCGGCACCCUCCGCGCAGGUGAACCCGUCGGUGCAGACGCCGCCGCCGCAGCAGCAGCAGAUGCAGCAGCUCCAGCAGCAGCAGCAGCAGAUGCAGCAGCUCCAGCAGCAGCAGCAGCUCCAGCUGCAGCAGCAGCAUUUCCAGCACCACGUGCAGCUCCAGCAGCAGCUGCAGCAGCGCCUCCAGCUGCAGCAGCUGCACCACAUGCAGCAUCAGUCCCAGCCUUCUCCCCGGCAGCACUCCCCAGCCACCUCCCAGAUCACGUCCCCCAUCCCCAGCCUCGGGAGCCCCCAGCCGGCCUCUCAGCAGCAUCCGUCGCAGAUGCAGUCUCAGACACAGACUCAAGUAUUAUCGCAGGUCAGUAUUUUCUAAAGACGAACGCGCGGGGCAGGCGGUUUGUGCCGCGUCUGGAAGAGGGUGGCCGUCGGAGGGUACACCCCAGGCGGCUGCCACUCGUGGAGUCGGGGUGUGGUGGUGCAGAAAGGUGUCACGAUCGCGGCGGUUCUCUCCAGUGUCUAUUAGAUAGGCAAGAAGAACUAAACAGUGGAGCUGAAAGAUCUCGAAACGACUCUGUUUUUAAACAAGAAAAGCUGUGCUCUUCUAUGUGAUGGCUUUUUUAUUUAUUCAGGCUCUACCUACAAUAUGUGAAUCAAACCGUGUCAUGAAUCCUAGGACAGACUGAUGACUAUAAUAAACUGGCCUCUCUGAGUCAUAGCAAAUGGCCUUAUUUCUCCCGAAGUGAAGAAUCCCCACUUCAAGGCGACUGGAACUUCCGAAGCCCUAAAAAUAAAAAGCACAGUCAGUAACUACCUGAAAUCUGAAGAUCCAGUUUCAUACAAACAUUUGUAUGACGUCAAUCGUUGAUGGCAUUUUUUUGUCAUGAAAAAAAAAAUGUAAAUCACAGACUUUUGCCAAAGCUCUUAUUUUUUUCCUUAAAUCUCUCCAGAAAAAAAAAGAAAAAAAAAAUGCAAGUGAUUAGAUUCAACUAUUGACUCCUUUUCACUUUUUAUCCAUGACUUCUCCAAACCAAACCACAGUAUAUGUUGUAACACUAUGACCACUGUUAGCCCAUUCUAUUCAUUCCAAUUAGAAGAAAAGAAUGUGAAUAUUAUAUUCUGUGUUUUGAGUGACAAGUUUCGAAAAUUAAAAACACUGUAUUUUUAAAAGGGAAAUGCACUUAAAUGAAGACAGUUAUUACAAAAGUUAAGAUUUAAAAAAAAGCAAGAGUUUUUAUUAUGAUGUAAUACCGGUAGAAUAUUUAAAAGGCGCACCACAUCUGAAUAAUCAAUGUAAAUAUUUUCUUUCAAAGUUGUAAGUUUUCAUAUCAUGUGUUGUAAAGUUUUCAUAAACGAGGCUUUAACGUAAACACUGGUGACAUAAACCAUUCAUUGCUACGUUGCUUAUUGUGUUUUUAUGCUGUUUUAUACUUUUUUAUGAGUUAUGAUAGCAGCAAUUAAGUUGUUUGUAUUUUGCUUAACUAAAACAAAAAUGCUUUUAUCUUGCUAUAGAAUAAACACAUUUCAGUAAAAACUGUGGACUGUAUUUUGAUGCAACAACCAGGCAACUGUUCACUUUUCAAAUAAAAUGAUAUGUCAAAUUUCACUUGUGUUUCCUUGAAUAUGUAGAAAAUGGGGAAAAUAGAUCCCAUACCAACCUGUUUUUAAGCCCAGGUAUCUUCAAUUUUUAGCUGAAAAUGCGAGAUUUACAGCUAAGAAUGUGGAUUGCAUGGCCCCAAACUUGGGCCUGUUAAAAAGAAGCUAAACCAUUAGAAAUAGAACCAUUAAUGGAAUUCCCUGGCGGCCCAGUGGUUUAGGACUCUGAGCUUCCAGUGAUGAGGGCACAAGUUCGAUCACUGGUGGGGGAACUAAGAUCCUACAAACUGUG
Messenger RNA from Odocoileus virginianus texanus, 3147 nucleotides. RefSeq names its product TOX high mobility group box family member 3 (gene TOX3). Gene Ontology annotation, cellular component: nucleus. Gene Ontology annotation, biological process: regulation of transcription by RNA polymerase II. Lineage: Eukaryota; Metazoa; Chordata; Mammalia; Artiodactyla; Cervidae. The record is from RefSeq and is a predicted model, not a curated record. Gene Ontology annotation, molecular function: chromatin DNA binding.